Brassica napus (rape) is the source of this 1728-nucleotide messenger RNA. Its product is annotated as flavanone 3-dioxygenase 3-like. The coding region runs from base 391 to 1476 and encodes 361 amino acids. The transcript has 4 exons. Lineage: Eukaryota; Viridiplantae; Streptophyta; Magnoliopsida; Brassicales; Brassicaceae. The record is from RefSeq and is a predicted model, not a curated record.
GAUGAUUUUUCUGCUGAAAGUUUUUCGUUGUUCUUUUAUAUAUAGUUCAGUGAAUGGGAUUGAAAUAUCCAUUAAAUAAAUCCUAUGUGCUAUACUAUAUCGUCCCAACAUCGUAAUAAUGCCCCCCGUCACAUCUGUAUUUGGUCACUUAUAUUAUGUACGGCACAUGAAUAUUCAUAAUGAUAUUGUAUUGGUAGUUUGGUACACAUACACAUUUGACAGUUACAUAUGCCAGUUUUGAAUUCGACCGUCACAUGUUUAGUAAAACUCCGAAUACCAUUACUCAUCUGACGGCUACAAAACCAUAUAUAUAGAGGAGUCACACGCACUUCGAUUUAUAGUUUUCCAUAUUAUCAAACCAUUUCUCAACAUUGAAUUCAAAACUCAACAAUGGAGAAUGAGAAAGGUGAGAGUUCAAGUACAUUCAAAAUGGAUAAUUCUGCACAGGAGAGGAGUUUACCGUAUGUGCCAGAUUGUUACGCUGUCCCACCUUCCUACGAGCCACGUGAUGCGCUCGACUCAAAUUCUGAAAUCGUACCAACGAUCGAUAUUUCUCGCUUGAAAAGCAGCGAUGAUGAGCGUCGAGGGGUUAUUCAAGAGCUAAGUUCAGCUUGUCAGCGUUUCGGGUUUUUUCAAAUAGUGAACCAUGGAAUCAACCAGAACAUACUAGACGAUGCGUUGGAGGUUGCGCACGGCUUCUUCGAGCUGCCGGCGAAGGAGAAAAAGAAGUUUAUGUCGAACGAUGUGUAUGCACCGGUUCGGUACACUACGAGUAUCAAGGACGGUUUGGACAAGAUUCAGUUCUGGAGGAUAUUUCUGAAGCACUAUGCACAUCCACUUCACCGUUGGAUUCACCUCUGGCCUCAAAACCCACCCGAAUACAGGGAAAAAAUGGGAAAGUUUUGCGAAGAAGUGAGGAGUCUAUCUCUCGAGAUAAUGGGAGCGAUAACGGAGAGCCUAGGACUAGGAAGAGACAACCUGUCGUCCCGGAUGGACAAAAACGGCAUGCAAGUCAUGGCCGUCAACUGUUAUCCACCGUGUCCGGACCCUACGGCGGCGCUAGGCCUGCCGCCGCAUUCAGACUACAGUUGCAUCACCAUCCUUCUACAAAACUUAACCGGUCUCGAGAUCUUUCAUCCGUCGGCUCACGGUGGCUCUGGCCGCUGGGUUCUUGUACCAGAAGUCAAAGGUGUACUCAAGGUCCACAUCGGUGACCAUGUGGAAGUGCUAAGCAAUGGAUUAUACAAGAGCGUCAUUCACAAAGUUACUUUAAAUGAAGAGAAGACGAGAAUCUCCCUCGCGAGCUUGCAUAGUUUGGGUAUGGACGAUAAAAUGAGUGUACCAUACCAGUUGGUUAACAAUGAAAAUCCGGCUCGGUACAGAGAGAGCAGCUUUAACGAUUUUCUUGAUUUUCUUGUCAAGAAUGACAUCUCUCAAGGGGAAAGGUUCAUUGACACUCUUAGAAUCAAGGACUGAUCGAGUUAAAAAAAAAGGACUGAUCGAGUAAUAGCACGUUGGUCAAGUGUAACAGGAAGAAAGACUAGUUUGGUUUGCUACGUACGCGAUCUAUAUAACACAGUUCAUGUCCUCGUUCCUUUAGCCUGUGUGAUAACGUGGACAUUAUAGAGAUCAGAGGCAUGCAAUAUAUAUAUGUGUGUUAAAUUGUAAUGCCAUAAAUACUGUUUUAAUGAAAUCAAAGCAUUUCCUUCCCUAUUCCCAAACUCACUG